AAACUUUGGGUGAGGUGCGAGUCAAAUUUACCCGGCGGGUAUGAAAACAUAUGAAAAUAAUGAUCACAGAGAUGAUGAUGAGAAGUGAUGAUGAACGGGAGUUGGAUGAAAAUUAUGAUGAUAAGAAAAUUUCCUCUUCGUUUUAUCCUCCAUGUGAUUAUAAGCACUUAAGCACGUUGAUUUUUCAUCUUCUCUUGAUGAAGUUGUCAUUCCCUUCGUGAGUCUCAUCAUCAUCUUCAUCAUCUUCUCCCUUGUUUUCAUCCUUUCGCUCAUCAUUUACCUGAGAAACUAUUAACUAACCUGAUUUACUUAAUUAAAGGUAUAAAACAUAAUAAAAUGUCAUCACCAAAGGGAGAUGAUGAUAAACCAAAGAUGAUGUUGAUAAACACCAAUAAGAUGAUGUGAUUUUGGUGAUUUUUUGCUUCCAAUUGAUUAAAUUGCUGGGAAAGCUAAAUUAAUGUUCAUUGAUUGAACAUUAGUUAAUUAUGAUUAACAAUUUUCUAAAUUUUUUCUCCCUUGCACCUUAAUUGUAAUUUAAUUCAAUCUCUUUAAUUAUCAUAAUUAACUAUCAACUUCUUGAUAAUGACGAUGAUUAAGUUAAUUUAAAUGUUGAUACUUUUGUUUUUUGUUUACAACCAGAUUAAGUAAUUACCAUGAAUCAUAAUUGUAAUUAACUUAAUCAUUGGUUAACAUUAUAAUCAAAUAAUCAAUUUAUUUUUAUCGUCUUAAUUGUUAUCAAGAUGAUGAUGUCUUAAUCAUUAACAAUUUAGAGACACCAAGGUGAAAAUUAACUUUUAAUUGAAUUAAAAACAAAAAAUUAGUAACAAAAUUAGUAAUUAAAAAGCUAAAUGUUAACAAUCAAUUUAAUUGGUAACAACAAUUAGUAUCCUCGAUUUGAUAAUAUCCUUGAUUGUGAUAUUUUUUUUGCUUUUCACUUUGAUUUUCAAUUUAACUGUAAAUCUUUUCAUCACCAAUUUGAUUUGAUUUGAAUUCAAUUUACCAACAAAGUGAUUUAGUUAAUUGUUGGAAAUUGUUUCUGUUUAAGAUCAAAAUAUGAACGUAACCGUUAACCCAAUCAACUCAACAGCAAUUAACGAAACCAGAAUCGAAGAUAGAACAUUUUUCCAAGGAUUCAGUCAGACUCUUCUACUGGUCAGUCUGUCCGAAAUUGGCGAUAAAACCUUCAUACUGACCGCUCUUAUGGCCAUGAGACAUUCAAAAAUUUACGUUCUAAUCGGAUCUUUAUUGGCUGAAUAUCUCAUGAUAACAUUAUCAAUGCUCGUAGGCAUGGCAACUUCAUUCAUUCCGGUGUCGAUAAUUCAUUACAUUUCCAUUAUAAUAUUCACCUUGGUUGGAAUCACCAUGAUUUAUGAAGGAAUAACAUCAAAAGACAAUCUCAAUGUUAAAAACAAUGAUAAUCGUAAUGACGAUAAAAUUAAGGAUCAAGAUGAUAAAGGAGGACAAGAUUUGAUUGGAACCAGAACUGGAAAUGAAAUUAUAAUGAAUCCUCAUGAUAAAAUUCAGACAACUGAAAGUAAUAACCUGAGAUUCUGGUUCAAGGAUCUCAAUGAAAGACAUAAAUCUUUCAUUGCAAUUGAAAUGUUCACAAUGGUUUUCAUUGCUGAAUGGGCUGAUAAAUCACAAUUAUCAAUAAUCAUCUUAACAACCCGAGAGAAUAAAUUUGCAGUUGCAGUUGGGGCUAUUGCAGCUCAAACACUUUCAAUGGUAGUUGCGGUCAUCGGAGGGUCAGUCAUGUCUCAAUACAUUUUACCCAAAACAGUUUUAGUUGUCGCUGGAUUAACCUUCAUAGGCUUUGCUAUUCACACUGCAGUGGUUGGGCCAAUUAGCUUUCAAUAAUUAUUAUUAUGAUGAUCAAGAUGAAGAUAAAAUAAGAGAGAGAGAGAGAGUGGAAGAUAAGAAGAUGAUAAACCAUCUUUGUAGCUCUCUCUCUGUUUCUCUGGCUCUUCUCAUCAUCAAUCAACCUUGACCCUUUGCCAGGAGAUGGACAUUCAAGUUAUUACCUUGUAGAUUUGACCUUUACUAGAUGGCGACACAAUUGUUACCAGAAUUAA
This is a messenger RNA of Panonychus citri (citrus red mite), 2072 nucleotides long. RefSeq names its product transmembrane protein 165-like. Lineage: Eukaryota; Metazoa; Arthropoda; Arachnida; Trombidiformes; Tetranychidae. Gene Ontology annotation, cellular component: Golgi apparatus. Gene Ontology annotation, molecular function: manganese ion transmembrane transporter activity; calcium ion transmembrane transporter activity. The record is from RefSeq and is a predicted model, not a curated record. Gene Ontology annotation, biological process: manganese ion transmembrane transport; calcium ion transmembrane transport; Golgi calcium ion homeostasis. The transcript is spliced from 5 exons. Bases 1054 to 1857 code for a protein of 267 amino acids.